AUGGAAAGCCGAAGCGCAAUGCUGGGAAUGUCUGGCCUUGCAGCCCCGAUUGCACUUCCUCCUAACUCUGCCCCCGCCGCACUUCGCCCUCCGACGCUUCUUCCUCUGAAGCGCCAUUCGCGGCCCCCCGCUACGUCAUGUUCCGCCGGAGGAUCUGCGCGAGGUGCCGCGGCAGGGGCCAGCCGGGGCGCCGGUGCCGCCGGGAGCACCGCUAGCAGCGCGAGUGACACGCACCGCAGCCGUAGCGGCAGCAGCGGUGGCAACAGCGGCAGCGGGAGCGACAACCGCAACGGGUCGUCGUCGUCAUCGGUGCCGUCGCCGUUCGCGUUCGUGGGGUUGGACUACUAUCAGAUCCUCGGCGUGCCCGUCGGUGCGCCCCCCGCCGACAUCCGCCGCGCGUACCGCGCGCUGCAGAAGAAGUACCACCCCGACAUCGCGGGCGCUCAGGCGCACGAGCUGGCGUUGAAGUUGAACGAGGCGUACGACACGCUCAUGGACGACACGCGCCGCGCGUCGUACGAGAAGGAGUGGCGCGACGCGGCCGUGGCGGGGUACGCGGGGUUCACGGGGCAGCCGCGCAGCGCGUGGGCGGCGCCGGAGGGGCAGCAGCAGGCGAUCUUCGUCGACGAGGCAGCUUGCAUUGGCUGUCGCGAGUGCGUGUUCGCCGCCAGUCGCACGUUCCACUUUGACGCCGAGGCAGCCGUGGCGCGCGUGCACACACAGUGGGGCGACGCGCUGCCCGCCGUCCAAUCAGCCAUCGACAGCUGCCCCGUCAGCUGCAUCCACACGGUGCCACGUGGCGACCUGCCCAUCCUCGAAUUCCUCGUGCAGCCGCGGGAGAGGGAGAGCAAGGGCAUCUUUGGGGGCGGCUGGGAGCCUGGGCACCCAAUCAAUAUUUUUGCCGCUGCCCGCGAGUUCAAGCGCAAGCUAGAGAGCCAGCAGGAGGGGGCGGAGCGCCGGCGGGCAGCCACGUCAGCAGCAGAGCAGGAGACGCCAGCUCAGCGUGCCGCCCGUCAGGAGGCAGACGCAAGGAUGAACGGGUUGGGCGGCGGGUUUUGGCAGAAGUGGGCGCAGGCAUGGGGGGCGUGGGGAGGCCCUGGGGGGGAGGCAGGCGCGGAUGGGAGGGAGGGGAAUUCUCAGUGGGCCAGGGCGAAUGCAGCUAAAAGCACUGCUGGCAGCAAUGAGAACAGCAGAGAGGGUAGCAGUGAGGGUAGCAGUGAGGGUAGCAGUGAGGGUAGCAGUGAGGGUAGCAGUGAGGGUAGCAGUGAGGGUAGAAGGCAGGGAAGGGGGGGAAAGGGCGAGGAAGGAGGGAAGGGAGGAGGGGGUGGUGGAGGUGGAGGAGGAAAGGAAGGGAAGAAGGGGGGGUGGUUCCCGUGGCAUGCAAUGCUGGGCACGGCAGCAUCAUCGGAGAUUCUCAGGCAGCCGGCCGGGGAGGGCAACAAAGAGGAGCUCGUAGCAUUCAUCCAGCAGUGGGCUACGCUCUGGUCUUUUUCCUCCGAGCUGCCCCUUCCUCUGCCUGUCCGUGUCGACAACCAAUCGGAUGGCACCGAGCUGACGCUGAUCACCAUGCGCGGUGAUCUACUCACAUCCGUCGGAUCGUUUGUCAUCACUGUGGAGCCGUUGGAUGCUGAUGCUGGUGGUGAAAAUGCUGGUGAUGAUGGUGAUGGCGGUAAUGGCGGUGGUGGUGGGGAGGGGGAGUGGGUGGUGGCGGUGAGGAGAAAGGGAGCCAUAGACAACAAAGCUUUGCCAGGAGAGGGCACCAUAGUGAAGGCACUGAGAGGAGCACUGGAGAGGCAUGAUAGCAUGAAGGGGUAUGAGGCGUACCAUCUCCCUAGGAGUAGCAAGACCAUGCAGUAG
Molecule: messenger RNA, 1857 nt
Organism: Closterium sp. Yama58-4
Lineage: Eukaryota; Viridiplantae; Streptophyta; Zygnematophyceae; Desmidiales; Closteriaceae
Source: the annotation of a GenBank genome assembly